CACCUACCCAGCUUUCCCACCACCGUGUGCCCUCGCGAAUGUCGCGCACCCAGGCGCGCAGUCCCACACCUACGUCUUGAACAACGAAACUCCCCGUACCGCCGCCCAAGAUGAAGCUCAAACUCAAGAACCCGAAUGCGCUUCCUGGCGAUGCGCCGCCCGCCGCACCUCCCCCGUCCGACGCGCCUACACCCGUUUCCGCGAAGCCAGGAGGCCUCAAGCUGAAGCUGAAGCCUUCAGGACCCGCGGCUGGCGAGCCUGCAGAUGGCCAGAAUGGCGAAGGUACCAAAGUUAAGCGCAAGUACACCAAGAAGCCCAAACUCGAUGAAAGCGGCAAUGUCAUUCCCCCGGGAAAGCCUGGACCGAAGAAGAGGGCACGCGAAGACGGCGACGAUAUCGAUUCACCUGCCGCGAAGCGCAAGCCGAAACCCACCGCGAAGAGCCUCGCCAUGGCCAAUGACAGCGGCGACGACGACGACGAUUACGCCGCAGUCCAACAACCUCCGCCUCAGCCUAUCAAGUCACACAACCGUACUCAGUCUAUCAAGCUCUCGAUCAAACCGAAGGGAAGCAUGACCUCGGCGAGACCAGCCAUCCUAAAGGUCAAAGGCGCAGGAAAGCCGCCAGUCAGACCAUAUGGUGUCGGAUAUGACAGCGAGGCAGAAGAGGCGGAACCUGACCCGGCUAUCGAAUCUCAGUUUGUGUUGCGCAUGAAGCCAGGCCCAGACUGCGAUUUGCUGCGCAAGUCCAUCGAAGAGAAGACCAUUGGCAAGAGUGUGUCACAGGGAGGGCCCGGCGUACACUUCCGAUUCUUUGACCGCGAGGGCCGCCGUGCUAUGCUCACUGUACAAGGCCGCCACUACGCUGCGACUAUGGUCGAGUUACCCGCAGUCAUAGAGUCACUGAAGAGUUGGAACAAGAAGGACUGGGUCAAGACCGCAGACGUCUGCCAGAUGCUGCUAGUCCUGGACGAAGUUAAGAACGAGGAGGAAGCGAAGAAGUAUCCACUGCCAUCCUACAUCUCGCCGGAUACCCACCGGUUUCCCCACGGUCUGACGCCACCUAUGAAAUGGGCCCGCAAACGACGCUUCCGCCCUCGAAAAUCAUACAUCGACGUUGAGCGCGCCGAAGCAGCGUUACACCGACUAUUGGAAGCUGACGAGCUCGCCGAGUCAACGAAAUAUGAGAUGGUAGACAGUGAAGCCGAGAGCUCAGAGGAGUCUAGUUCGGAAGAAGAGGUCGACGACGAGGAGAUGGCAGACGCUACCCAAGUGGAAGAAAUGGAUGCCGACCAACUGGAGCAGAUGCUUGCCGAAGGACUCAUGGAUGACGAGGUCGAAUUCCAGGGCGACAAUGACCAACUGAAGGCUUUGCUCGCGGGUAACGACAACGUGCAAGUUGAACAGGCUGACACGCCCACCACCGCUCACGAUGUCGCCAUGCACGCUCUCAGCCAGAACGGAAACGUCGUUAUCGAAACCGAGACGGCAGCGUCUACACCUGCAGCCGCGACAUCUGCAGACGACGACGAUGAUGACGACGACGAAGAUUCCGAUGAGGACGUCGAUGAGGUGGACGAAGCUGCCGCAGCGGAGGAACAGCGUCAAGAGCAACUUCGGGGCGAAAUCGCAGAGUUGGAGAGAGCUAUUGUUCAAAGUACAGAAGCACGCGACAGACACACCAACUUCCUCUUCAAGAAGCGCGCACAAACCCAAAUCGACAAGCAGAAAGCGGAUCUUGCAAUCAAGCGUAAGCAGCUGAAUGAGGAGGCUGAUGAGUGAUCAUACCUCCCCUAGACCUUGCUCUCUCGGUGAAGGGUUGGUCAUGGACAUUGGGUAGCGGGGUUUAUUAGAUGUAGCAUCGCUUCGGCGUUCUCAAUGGGUAGGGAGCAUUCAUAUGGCGUUUUCUUUGGGCUGGGGUGCAGCACCCAUGGCUCUAUAGCGGAUAUUCCCAAUUUCAUUUAUUGCUCACACAGAGAUGUGUUCAAGGGGAAGUCUUCCUUGAAUGCUUCCAUGGAGGGUUCUGUAUUUAGUGGAGUACAGAAAACACGCUACCAGACAGGCACUCUGUCUAGAAAAUUCCAUGUCAUGUAUGCAAUGUACGAUCGCGAGAUCGUCGUGAGGGUGAAAACAUGACAGAGCGACUAUGCGAACCAUCCGAGU
Molecule: messenger RNA, 2162 nt
Organism: Alternaria rosae
Lineage: Eukaryota; Fungi; Ascomycota; Dothideomycetes; Pleosporales; Pleosporaceae
Product: transcription initiation factor TFIID subunit 7
Exons: 1
Coding region: 111-1781 (556 amino acids)
Biological process (GO): RNA polymerase II preinitiation complex assembly; transcription initiation at RNA polymerase II promoter
Cellular component (GO): transcription factor TFIID complex
Molecular function (GO): RNA polymerase II general transcription initiation factor activity
Source: RefSeq, a predicted model, not a curated record